Messenger RNA from Calidris pugnax (ruff), 1410 nucleotides. RefSeq names its product DNA-directed RNA polymerase II subunit RPB1-like. The transcript has a single exon. The record is from RefSeq and is a predicted model, not a curated record. The annotation marks the transcript as partial. Lineage: Eukaryota; Metazoa; Chordata; Aves; Charadriiformes; Scolopacidae.
AACCCUACAGACCCCUAUGAACCCCUAAAGAACCCUACAGACCCCUACAAAACCCUAUGGACACCUACAGACCCCUACGGACCCCUAUGGACCCCUACAGACCCCUGUGAACCCCUAAAGAACCCUACAGACCCCUACAAAACCCUAUGGACACCUACAGACCCCUACGGACCCCUAUGGACCCCUACAGACCCCUGUGAACCCCUAAAGAACCCUACAGACCCCUACAAAACCCUAUGGACACCUACAGACCCCUACGGACCCCUAUGGACCCCUACAGACCCCUGUGAACCCCUAAAGAACCCUACAGACCCCUACAAAACCCUAUGGACACCUACAGACCCCUACGGACCCCUAUGGACCCCUACAGACCCCUGUGAACCCCUAAAGAACCCUACAGACCCCUACAAAACCCUAUGGACACCUACAGACCCCUACGGACCCCUAUGGACCCCUACAGACCCCUGUGAACCCCUAAAGAACCCUACAGACCCCUACAAAACCCUAUGGACACCUACAGACCCCUACGGACCCCUAUGGACCCCUACAGACCCCUGUGAACCCCUAAAGAACCCUACAGACCCCUACAAAACCCUAUGGACACCUACAGACCCCUACGGACCCCUAUGGACCCCUACAGACCCCUGUGAACCCCUAAAGAACCCUACAGACCCCUACAAAACCCUAUGGACACCUACAGACCCCUACGGACCCCUAUGGACCCCUACAGACCCCUGUGAACCCCUAAAGAACCCUACAGACCCCUACAAAACCCUAUGGACACCUACAGACCCCUACGGACCCCUAUGGACCCCUACAGACCCCUGUGAACCCCUAAAGAACCCUACAGACCCCUACAAAACCCUAUGGACACCUACAGACCCCUACGGACCCCUAUGGACCCCUACAGACCCCUGUGAACCCCUAAAGAACCCUACAGACCCCUACAAAACCCUAUGGACACCUACAGACCCCUACGGACCCCUAUGGACCCCUACAGACCCCUGUGAACCCCUAAAGAACCCUACAGACCCCUACAAAACCCUAUGGACACCUACAGACCCCUACGGACCCCUAUGGACCCCUACAGACCCCUGUGAACCCCUAAAGAACCCUACAGACCCCUACAAAACCCUAUGGACACCUACAGACCCCUACGGACCCCUAUGGACCCCUACAGACCCCUGUGAACCCCUAAAGAACCCUACAGACCCCUACAAAACCCUAUGGACACCUACAGACCCCUACGGACCCCUAUGGACCCCUACAGACCCCUGUGAACCCCUAAAGAACCCUACAGACCCCUACAAAACCCUAAGGACCCCUACAGACCCCUAUGAACAACUACAGACCCCUACGAACCCCUACAAAACCCUAAGGAUGCCUGCGGACCCCUACAAACCCCUAUGA